This is a messenger RNA of Orcinus orca (killer whale), 1200 nucleotides long. RefSeq names its product PDZ and LIM domain 4 (gene PDLIM4). Gene Ontology annotation, cellular component: adherens junction; stress fiber; Z disc. The coding region runs from base 93 to 1088 and encodes 331 amino acids. Gene Ontology annotation, biological process: actin cytoskeleton organization; muscle structure development; heart development. Gene Ontology annotation, molecular function: actin binding; muscle alpha-actinin binding. Lineage: Eukaryota; Metazoa; Chordata; Mammalia; Artiodactyla; Delphinidae. The transcript has 7 exons. The record is from RefSeq and is a predicted model, not a curated record.
CGUCCAGGCGGCGGCGGCGGCGGCGGCGGCGGCGGCGGCGGCGGCGACUCCUCAGUGUCCGGCUCAAGCUCCGGCCGCAGCUCCGGCUCGCGAUGCCCCACUCCGUGACCCUGCGCGGCCCUUCGCCCUGGGGCUUCCGCCUGGUGGGCGGCCGGGACUUCAGCGUACCCCUCACCAUCUCGCGGGUCCAUGCUGGCAGCAAGGCUGCCCUGGCUGCACUGUGCCCUGGAGACCUGAUCCAGGCCAUCAAUGGUGAGAGCACAGAGCUCAUGACACACCUGGAGGCACAGAACCGCAUCAAGGGCUGCCAUGACCACCUCAUACUCUCCGUGAGCAGGCCUGAAGGCAGGAGCUGGCCCAAUACCCCAGAGGACAGCAAGGCUCAGGCACACAGGAUCCACAUCGAUCCCGAGGCCCAGGAUGGCAGUCCAGCGACAAGCAGGUGGCCCUCAGCCACGGGGCUUGGGCCAGAAGAUGGCAGGCCAGGCCUGGGAUCUCCUUACGGGCAGUCACCUCGCCUCCCAGUCCCUCACAAUGGCAGCAGCAGUGAGGCUACUUUACUGGCCCAGUUGGGCACCCUGCACGUGUCUCCACCCCACAGCACUGACCUGGCCAGAGGCCUUUCGCGGAGCCGCGACUGCGGAGUAGACCUGGGCUCAGAGGUGUACAGGAUGCUUCGGGAGUCGGCCGAGCCGACGGCUGCGGAGCCCAAGCAGUCAGGCUCCUUCCGCUACUUGCAGGGCAUGCUAGAGGCCGGCGAGGGCGGGGAACGGCCCGGGCCUGGCGGCCCCCGGAACCUCAAGCCCACGGCGGGCAAGCUAGGCGCUCCGCUGAGCGGCCUGCAGGGGCUGCCGGAGUGCACGCGCUGCGGCCACGGCAUCGUGGGUACCAUCGUCAAGGCGCGGGACAAGCUCUACCACCCCGAGUGCUUCAUGUGCAGCGACUGCGGCCUGAACCUCAAGCAGCGCGGUUACUUCUUUCUGGACGACCGGCUCUACUGCGAAAGCCACGCCAAGGCGCGCGUCAAGCCGCCCGAGGGCUACGACGUGGUGGCGGUGUACCCCAAUGCCAAGGUGGAACUCGUCUGAGCCGCUCCCGGAACCUCCCAUCCCCGCCUCUGCUUUUUUUAAUGUCCCCGCGCACCCGUGUAAAUAUGUUUACGCCCUGCCUCUCUAAUAAAUUCCCUCUGCUUGGCCUCAA